CACCGGCCCUGAGAAUGCACCAUGCGCGAUUGGCGGAUCGGCACAUUCAGGCACGGUCUGCCAUAUCUGCUACUUCAGCACUGGCAAAACGCGCAAGUGCACCUCCCAAUCGGGUGCGCUCCGCGGCUCCGCGACGACGCGGCCUGUCAGUCGACGUUCGUUAAUGGUGAUGUAUGUUCGUGGGCUCGCAGGGGACUGCUGAUUCGUCGUCGUACGUGGUAAACUGCCCUGUCAGUGAGCUUCGCACGGGAGAUGGGCACGCAAAGGCCGGAGGAAUGGGCGAACGCGCUGAUCACGCGCUUCGAGGACCAGCUGCCAUGUCGUUCCGGUCUUCAAGGCCCGCAAUCCCGCGCGAACCAGAUGAGGAGCAAAGAGUGUCUGAUCGAGAUCUCUCAGUACCACUUCUCCUUCGUUAUAUCCGGCCUCGUGAAGAUGCUGCAGCGCGUCAGCGAGACGGAGCACCGAGCGACGGCGCCGAGCACAGGUGUCCAACGGCUGUUCCAGAAUCUGGACCGGCGAGAGUCCAUCAUCAUCGUCCUGGACACGCUGGAGAAGUGCCUGACGAACCAGCCGAAGGACACGACGAAAUUGGACGAGGCCAUGAAAAUGCUGCUCAAGGAGAUCUACCAGUUUAUAGGCAUAUCGCACGACAGCCCGCAAACGAAGAUGAUAAGAGAGCUGGCGAGCAAGGUGCUGUUCGCCCUGAGCCUGAAUUUCUUCAACGCGGUCUUCAACCGGAUAUCGGCUCGGCUGCAGGAGCUGGCCAACAGCGGGGACGAGAAUCCGGACUGCAGCGACAUCGAAAUAAUACAGCACAUUAAUGUUGACGUUUACAGACUGACCAGGCUGUUGAAUGAAACGAUACAGAAAGUCCAGUCGCCGAAGAAAUCGGUGCACCUGUUGCUCAUGUCUUUUCUGGAGAAAGCGAUCUGGAACUGGAUGGACACCUAUCCGAACGAGUUCGCCGAGGUGCAGAAGCAGCCGAACGAAGAUCUCGGCAAAGCGUGCGAGGAACUGUUCCACGUGCUCGAUGCGUUCGUCGACAAGAAGAGCCGCGCCGCGAUAGUGGUGUGGCCGUUGCAGAUCAUGCUGCUAGUGCUGUCGCCCAAGGUACUGGAGGAGAUCGUGAGGCCCGACAAGGCCGUGCCCGGCUCGCCGCGGCACAUCAAGAAGAGGCACUUCAUCGAGAACGUGAAACGCGGCCUGGGGUAUGGCAGCUCCUCCAGCCGGCAGCUGACCGAGGCCGCGGCGGUCACAUGUGUCAAGCUGACGAAAGCGGCCACGUACAUCAGCGACCAGCACGGCAACAACAUCGUCUUGACUCUGGUGCAGCAGCUGAUGGCCAACCUGAUGUCGCUGCUUUUCAACACCUCCAAGCCGUUCUCCCGCGGGCAGAACCACACCGCGCAGGACGUAGACUUGAUAAUCGACUGCUUUAUUAGCUGCUUCCGCAUCAAUCCGCACAACAGCGAAGUCUUAAAGGUCUGCCUGAACGUUAACUACCCGUCGACGUACCAGUUCGUCCUAGUCAGCUCGUUGUACAAGAUCAUCACGCAGCCGAGACUGUCGUGGUGGCCGCAGAUCGAUCUUCUCUACCCGCACAGCACGAAGUUCCGGAACAUGUUCACCGACACGCUCAACAAGGUCACGCAGAACUACAUAUGGUACGCGCCGUUGCGCAUGAUCCACAGCUUGAAUUUGCUUAAGAGCAAGGAGGACGUAGCCAACUCCAAGAACGUGCUGCUGGGAAUGGUGCGGCUCAUCCACGCAGACCCCAUGCUGAUGUUGCACAAUUCCGGCCAAAUUCAAGGCCAAAAUAUGCAAAACUCCACUUUAGAGCUGAUCAAUGGACUGGUCUUACUAAUCCAUCAGACCUCGAUGCCAGAUAUCGCCGAUGAGGCAAUGGAGGCUCUGUUAGUGUUACAUCACCCGAAUAUAAUCAAAGCGUGGAAUCCUGAAGCACCGAUGAACACUUAUUGGGAUGUGAGCUCGCAGGUUCUGUUCUCGAUUUCUCAGAAGUUAAUUCAACAUCAGAUCUUUAACUAUACAGCCAUACUCAAGUGGCUGCAUGAGAUAUUGAUCCGCAGGAACGCCUUUCUCUCUCAGAAUAAGGAUAAUGCGAAUGUGGGCAGCGAAAUUGCGAUUUGCAAACAAGCGCACAUUAAACUCGAGGUCGUUUUCUUGAUGUACUUAUGGAGCACAGACACAGAGGCUAUUUUAAUAUCCAUGUCUUGCUUCGCGUUGUUAUGCGAGGAAGCUGAUAUUCGUUGCGGCAGCGACGAGGUGGCAGUGACUUGUCUCCUUCCGAAUUAUCAUUUGUACUUAGAGUUAGCGCAAGCUUCGAACACGUUGAGCACUGCCCGUAAGGAGAGUAAGCAACCUAAUACUAAUACUAAUACUACUACUAAUACCACCACCACCACCACCACCACUACCACCACUACUACUACUGCUGCUAGUUCCACUACUACUAAUACUAAUGCUAAUCAGAAGGAGAGCGAGGAAAAUAAGCUAUAUACAGCUGUUACUAAAGGCCAAGGCCCGUUGCAAAAGAAGAUAUUUUCCUUACUGAGGAAGAUAGACCAUUGCGUGAAUGGUGUAUACCCCGCUUGGGAGGAGACCGUGAUAAAGUGGGAGGUCACCUCGCGACAAUUGUGCAAUUACCCCAAGACCAAAACGGAAGACGGUCAAGCGGACUAUCGCAGCAUCGCGAAACGCAGAGCGGCGCAUCAGAACUCGGAACACGAGCUGGAGGACCAGCUGAGCGAGUGGGGCAACAUGACAGGGUUCUUGUGCGCUCUAGGCGGUGUGUGCCUGCAGCGACCCUCGUCGAACACACCGCCCUUCAGUAUGUCGUUCUCUAAUCCCGAGCCGAAGAAGAACUCGACGAAACAGCAAGAGUUCGGCUCGACGUCCGGCUUGACGAACCCUAACCAGGAAGUGCAGUAUUACCCGGUGACGCAGUUUGUGCUGAACUUGCUGCAGCUGCUGAUCUGCAACAACGAGAAGGUCGGCACGACGAUACAGAAGCAUGUGAAGGAGACGAUCGCGCACGAGCUGAGCCCCGCCUUGUACCCGAUAUUGUUCGACCAAAUCAAGAGCAUCGUCGAGAAGUUCUUCGAUCAGCAAGGACCGGUGAUACUGCAGGACCUGAACACGCAGUUCAUUGAGAACACCAUCUUCAUAAUCGUAACUAUCUUGGAGUCUAAAACGGAUCAGUAUUCCGAGUACCUCGGCAUGACCAACAUCGAGAGCAUGACAUUGGUGAUCGUUAGAUACGUCAGGCACUUGGACAUGUCGGUGAAUUCGAUCUCCAUUAAGACGAAAAUGUGCAAGCUCGUGGGGUUGAUGAUGAAGAGGCGCGACGACCUGGCGUUUAGGCAAGAACUGAGGUUUCGGAACAAGCUGGCCGAGUAUCUGACCGAGUGGGUGUUGUGCGCGAAUCACAUCACUCAAACAACCAGCGGCGACACAACUCAGGCCAGAGUGCUGAAUCAAGCUUGCAUGGAGGCAGUGGCCGCGUUGUUGCAAGGACUCCCCCUUCAGCCCGAGGAGACUGAUCGACGUGACGUGAUGGAGGUGAAGUCCGAACUGUUCUUGAAGUACUUCACGCUCUUCAUGAAUCUGAUGAACGACUGCAGGGAAUCGUCGGAGGAGGGGAACGAGGUGUCCCCGCAGACGCCCGCUUUGCUGAACAAACAGAUGGCUACUUUGCGCGACACCACCAUCCAAGCCAUGAGCAAUCUUCUCAGCGCGAAUAUAGACAGUGGCCUGCAGCACUCGAUAAGCUUAGGCUAUAAUCCGGACCUCCAAACAAGAGCAGCGUUCAUGGAAGUGCUGACUAAGAUCUUGCAACAAGGAACGCAGUUUGACACGCUUGCCGAGACUGUGCUAGCGGAUAGAUUUGAGCAAUUAGUUCAGCUGGUUACCAUGAUCAGCGACAAAGGCGAAUUGCCUAUCGCAAUGGCCUUGGCUAACGUCGUGGCGACGGGUCAAAUGGAUGAGCUGGCGCGCGUUUUCGUCACGCUGUUCGAUGCGAAGCACUUGCUGUCGUCCAUGCUGUGGAAUAUGUUUUACCGCGAAGUCGAGCUGACCGACUGCAUACAGACUCUCUUUCGCGGCAACACCUUGGCAUGCAAGAUCAUGGCCUUCUGCUUCAAGAUUUAUGGUUCUUCCUACUUGCAAAACUUGCUCGAGCCUCUCAUUACGCCCUGGAUGAACGAUUCUACAAUUAGCUUCGAAAUAGACGACGCGAGGAUCAGUUCGAAUGAGAACAUCCAGCAAAACGGCCGUAACUUGAUCGCCUUGACGCAAAAUGUCUUCGACGGUAUAGUGUCGUCGGCUGAUAGGUUUCCUCCGCAGCUACGUACGAUGUGUCACUGCUUGUAUCAAGUGCUGAGCCAAAGGUUCCCGCAACAUCCGCAGAACAACAUCGUGGCCGUGGGAACAACGAUAUUCCUGCGCUUUAUCAAUCCCGCCAUAGUCGCUCCUCAAGAGAUGGGUAUUGUGUGCAAAGCAGUGCCCUCUUCGAUGCAACGAGGUCUCACGCUCAUGUCGAAGAUACUGCAAAACAUCGCCAACCACGUGGAGUUCAGCAAGGAGCAACAUAUGCUUCCCUUCAACGACUUCCUGCGAGCGCACUUCGAGACCGGCCAACGAUUCGUCAUACAGAUCACGUCCAACUGCGAAACUCCCGGUCAAACUCAUCAUCCGAUGUCGUUUGUCUCGGACGCUAACGUCCUGGCCUUGCACAGGUUGCUGUGGAAUCAUCAAGAGAGAAUGGGCAACUAUCUCAGCAGCAUCCGAGACCACAAAGCCGUGGGGAGGAGACCUUUCGAUAAAUUGGCCACGUUGCUGGCGUAUCUCGGCCCGCCUGAACAUAAACCUGUGGACUCUUGUUCGCUCUUUUCGUCCUCUUACGUCCGUACGAUGGUGCGGCGGCAGCAGAUAAGCAGCGACAUGUCGUCAACAUGCUUCGAAGAGAUCAUGAUGAAGCUGAAUGUGCACGAGACGGAAGACUUUAAGAGCAUUCAGAACACGAAUAUCUUUUACCAAGCAGGCACCAGCAAGAAGGAUUAUCCGGUAUUUUACUACAUUGCACGACGUCACAAGUUCAACGAAAUGAACAGCGACUUUUUGAUAUAUCACGUAAUGCUAACGUUGAAGCCCUUUUACCGCUCCCCGUACGACGUAGUGUUCGAUUUCACCAAUACGAACUCGGAAAAUCGUUUCCGAACAGAGUUCUUGCAAAAGUGGUUUUACGUGCUGCCGGAAGUGGCUUACGAGAAUGUCCACGCGGCUUACAUUUACAAUUGCAACAGUUGGCUCCGCGAGUACGCCAAGUGUAACGACCGAAUCCUCGCGCCGCUCAAGGGUAAUCGCAAGGUGAUCUUCGUGGAUGGACCGGGCAAACUGAACGACGUGAUCGACGUUGAGCAACAGAAACUGCCCGGAGCCACGUUAUCCUUGGACGAGGACUUGAAGGUCUUCGCCAGCAUGCUGAAGUUGUCGAACAAGGAGAUCAGAGUGUCCGUGAAGAUCGGCUCGGCGGCUGUUCAGAUUACUCACAUGGACAAGACGAAGGUGUUGUGGCAGUACGUGACCUUGAACGAUGUCUACUACGCGUCCGAGAUCGAGGCGGUUUGCCCGAUGGACGACAGCCAGUUUACGUUGACCAUCAGCAAUGAAGCCGGCCUGCUGAAGUUUACCCACAACGACUGCGAGAGCAUCGUCCAGGCUAUCAAUCAUAUCAAGAACCGCUGGGUAAUGUCGCAGUCGGAGUCGAUGUCGGUCCACGCGAAAAUUCGACCCAAGGACGUGCCCGGCACCCUGCUGAACAUGACCUUGCUGAACCUUGGAAGCCCCAACCCGAACCUGCGCACCGCCGCGUACAACCACUUGUGCGCGCUCACGGCGACUUUUGAUUUGAAGAUCGAGGGUCAGCUGUUGGAGACUUCUGGCCUCUGCAUACCGUCGAACAACACGAUAUUCAUCAAACACCUCAGCGAGACCUUGGCAGCGAACGACCCGCACCUCACGCUCGAGUUCCUCGCCGAGUGCAUACAGGGCUUCAAGGCAUCGACAAUCGAGCUGAAGCACUUGUGCCUUGAGUACAUCACCCCAUGGCUGAACAACCUCGUGCGCUUCUACAAGUCCAACGACGAGUGCGGCAGGCGGCACAAACAGCUCACCGAGAUCCUGGAUCAACUGAUUACAUUGACCGCUGAGGAGGUCGAGAUGUAUCCGAGCAUACAGGCGAAAAUCUGGGGCACGAUCGGCCGGCUGCCCGAGCUCAUCGACAUCGUCCUCGAUAUGUUCAUCCAGCGCAGUGUGCAGCACCGCUUGGGCUCGCACAUGGCGGAGAUCUUGGCGGACACCGCGGUCGCCUUAGCGUCCGGCAAUGUACAGUUGGUAGCUAAGAAGGUCAUUAGCAGGCUAUGUCGCAUGGUGGACAAGACUUGUUUGUCGCCGACGCAGUUGCUGGAGCAACACAGCAUGUGGAGCGACAUAGCCAUUCUGGCGAGGUACCUCUUGAUGCUGUCCUUCAACAAUUGCCUGGACGUGGGCAGACACCUGCCGUACGUCUUUCACACGGUCACGUUCCUUGUGUGUUCCGGCAGCCUGACCAUGCGGUCGUGCAUUCACGGCUUGGUGAUCAACACCAUUCACUCCUUGUGUACGUGCAGCUCGCCUUCCUUCCGCGAGGACACGUAUCGAAUAUUGCACAUGAGCCUCGACGAGUUCUCAUUGCCCAAGUACCACGUUCUGUUCGGCAUCAGCAAGGUGAAGUCCGCCGCCGAUACGGCGUUCUAUAAACAUCCGGGGUCCAGCAAGCAGGAUCUCUGCAAGGAAAUCUGCAAGCCACCAAACGAGAAAGGCCUCAACAAUGACAAAAACCAGUCCGUCACGCAAGACAGGGAAGUACUUUCCUUGACCAGCUUGGAAGUCAUAACCGACGCUCUUCUGGAGAUCAUGGAGGCUUGCAUGCGCGACAUUCCGAGGUGUGACUGGCUGAAGACGUGGACGGCAUUGACGAGAAGUUUCGCCUUCUGCUACAAUCCGGCUCUACAGCCGAGAGCGCUCAUCGUUUUCGGCUGUAUCAGCAAAAACGUAACGGAUCAGGAUAUAAAGCAGUUACUGAGAAUACUGGUGAAGGCGCUGGAAAGUUUUAAUGACAUUACUCUGUUGGAGGCGAUCGUGAUGUGCUUGACGCGACUGCAGCCUCUUCUGAGGCCGGAGUCGCCGAUACAUAGAUAUUUAUUUUGGGUCGCCACGUCUGUUCUCGAGUUAGACCAGCCGUCGUUGUACGCAGCCGGCCUAGGGCUUCUCGAGCAAAACUUGCACACGCUGGACUUUCAGGGUACUUUCGACACUAAGACGUUGGAGCACGUGAUGAUGUCGACGCGCGAGCCUCUCGAAUGGCAUUUCAAACAAUUGGAUCACUCCAUAGGCUUGUCCUUUAAGUCGAACUUCCACUUCGCACUAGUCGGUCAUCUGCUGAAAGGCUACAGGCACCCCACCACGGUUACCAGAACAUCCAGAGUAUUGACCAUGUUGUUAGCGAUUGUGGCUAAACCUUCGAAAAGGGACAAAUUCGAAGUGACGCCCGUCAGCGUCCCGUACUUGGCCGCAUUAGUGUCCGUGUCGGAGGAAGUUCGCACCAGGUGCCACAUUCGGCACUCGUUCACAUCCGACAAUCGUUCGCACGACUCUUCGGGUAGCGCAGAGAUUCUAGACAGUUUACGCAGUACAGAUAUCAAUGGUGCGCCUAAUCUUACGAGUAGAAGGCAGAAGACUUGGGACUUGUUGGACCAAUCGGCGCUCACCCAAGCGAGAAAGCAAAAACAACAUUCUACACAGCGAUCCAGGAGUAUGCCGAGCACGAAGAACGCCACGUCGAUGGACGAUGCGGAAUCGCAGACUCGUAACAGUAACGGAGUGAGCAUGAAGAGCAACGAAAACAACGUCCUGCUCGAUCCGGAAGUGCUGACUGACCUCGCGACGCAGACUCUGGUGCUGACUGUGCUGGCCACUUUGGUGAAGUAUUCCACCGACGAGGACGAGGCGCGGAUCCUCUACGAGUAUCUGGCGGAAGCGACGAUAGUCUUCCGUAAGGUUUUCCCAGUCGUACACAACUUGCUCGAUGCCAAGAUCAAUAGCGUGCUGUCGUCCUGCCACGACCAGGCGAUACUGAACGCGGUUCAAGUCAUCAUACAGAACAUGAUGGCCUGCGAGGACACGUGCCAGCAGCAACUGCACUAUCUACAGAGCUGUGGCUUCCGCGGUCUCUGGAGGUUCGCGGGACCAUACACAAACUCCAAUUGCACGCCCGAAAGCUCCGAAUUGUUCGUGAACUGCCUGGAAGCGAUGGUAGAGACGUGUCUACCGACGGAAGAGUGCGACGGCCCGAAUAGCAACGAUCUGGCUGCCGGAAGAGGUAGACGAUCCUGCAGCUAUCAACUAGACGCGAAAAUAAAGCAGCCUACUGUACUCGGGUGUAUCAGGAGAUCUUCGCACUUGCCUUCAGAAGAGACCGGCGUUGCUUUGUUCAACCAACACAGUCAUGCAACAGAGAAGAAUAAAAACUAUUUCGCGGUGGAGUUGGACCAGAUCGAGGACACGAGUAGUGGCCGAAAAUGCAGCUACGGCGACUCGCAAACUUAGCAAUUACAUCACACCAGCAAGCACUGCUUACAGUGCAAUAAACGCGCGCGUAAGGGACAGACCAGUCGAAAGUUGCAGCGACAGAUGAGAUGCGUGAAUCUAAACGAUUAAACGCAGGGGCUCGUUAACCUCGUGUUACCGCUGCCGCAUGUCUAGCCGGUCUUGCACAAUGCCGUCCACGUCACGAUGACAAGCCCUCAGAAAUGGAAAUUAGCGAAGGCCGCCCUUUUGUAGCGUAUUAUUUUUUCCUUCGGUUCCCAUCGGCGACACAUGCAUUGGCGAUUUUGCUUGUGAUGUACCUCACGCAUAUAUGCAUAAGUAUAUGUAUUGUUACAACGCGAAUCUCAAGUGUAUGUUAUCGCACGUGCGUCGUGUUGGCGUUUUCACAACGAGCUCGAGGAGAUUACGUUGCCACGGAGAUGUCCUCGCCAUGCGAUUCUGAGGCAAGGAUAUUCCUCGAGGACACGCUUCGUUAUGAUUUCACGACCGCUGUGGAAUUGCGAGAACCGGCUUGACCGGAGCAGAUGUAUAUCGACGAUAUUAAUUCCCCUGGAUGAUCACGUGCAGUUGGCUGCGCUGACUGGCGCUGGUUUCGUCAGCAUCGCAAUGCGAGAAGACUGCGAGCGCAGCAGCACGAGAGACCAGUGUCGGACGUUGGUCGAUUGAAAUGCCGACUGAUACGAUCGGAAUGAUUAUAAUGAUUACUCGUGUACCGCUGAUUAGCCGAUCACUUCAGCCCGAAUAUUAGUUCAACCCAGACCCUGAUCGACCAACGCUGCCGACACUGCGAGAGACGCGAGUAUGCCUGUCUCUCCACGAAGCGCAGGGCUCAGGCUGUGACGGUGCGUAUAUAUGUAUACGCGAGCCGUCCGAUUAACGAGGUCCCGAAUCAUCAUAUCUCUAAUAACAACUGCGACAUACGAGAAAUUCGCGCAGAAGACUCUACCGGCCCCUCGACGGGAAACCGGCGACGCCGCCUCUCGCGCGCCCUUCCGCGCGGGCGUCUGCAAACAUGAUCUGCUGGACCAGUGGGCGCUUCUCGUCUCGGGGUGGCCGAAGCCACAGGACUAAUUAUCUCUAGAGCCACGUCUAGCAAAACACCAAUAUGUCAAAUAUAAUUUAAAGUACAAAGCAAGACCAAACGUUACUCUUCCGUACUGUAUAACGAGGUAUUUUAGGGUGGUAUCCAUAGUCGAGUCUCAAGUCAGCACUUAAGACGAUCUUGGUUGAGUCGGUCUUAUUCAAUCAAGACCGUCUCAAGAUCAGUAUGUUUCAUAGUCGUGAAAUAAGACGAUCUUCGCGAAGAAUAUGUUGCUCAAGUAAGACUUAUUUGAUUUAAGGUUGACUUGGCGAAGACAGACUUAAGACUGUGCUUAUUCUCGAAUCGGCUGUUUCCGUAAUAUUUCCGUUAGGUCCUUCAAUCAAAACACAGGAUACAAGGUGCAGUAUUACUAUUAAGAAGUACCAUCUUAUGUUACAUUAGCAAUGCCUGUUCUUAUGUAUAAUCUAUUUCUAUAAAGGGAGAUCAUUUACAAGAAGUGAAUCAACCAGAAUUAAGUCAUGUAAGAGAAAUAUGAUAUUUAACUAAAAAUACAUGAGACCCAAUUAAAAAUUAUA
Harpegnathos saltator (Jerdon's jumping ant) is the source of this 10281-nucleotide messenger RNA. It is a transcript of the gene Nf1, whose product is annotated as neurofibromin 1. Gene Ontology annotation, biological process: regulation of GTPase activity. The transcript is spliced from 25 exons. The record is from RefSeq and is a predicted model, not a curated record. NCBI's taxonomy places the organism in Eukaryota, Metazoa, Arthropoda, Insecta, Hymenoptera, Formicidae. Bases 253 to 8664 code for a protein of 2803 amino acids.